Messenger RNA from Hemicordylus capensis (graceful crag lizard), 1081 nucleotides. Its product is annotated as leucine-rich repeat-containing protein 52-like. Bases 77 to 982 code for a protein of 301 amino acids. Gene Ontology annotation, molecular function: protein binding. Gene Ontology annotation, cellular component: plasma membrane. The transcript is spliced from 2 exons. The record is from RefSeq and is a predicted model, not a curated record. Lineage: Eukaryota; Metazoa; Chordata; Lepidosauria; Squamata; Cordylidae.
UCUGGCAGCAAUUGGUUGUGUUUCUUUUGAAGAGGGCAGCACCCUCCUCCUCAGUUAAAGAAGGAGGAUAGAUAGGAUGGGGUAUCUUGUCCUGACUUCUUUUCAUAAUUCCACACCAUUCUGGCUGGCUUUUCUAAUAGGAAUUAUGUGUGCAGAAAGGGCCAUUAGUUGUCCACCUAACUGCACAUGUCAGAACGUGGAAGUGAACUGCGAAGGAAAUAACUUGAGAACUUUUCCAAAUGAAAUUCCACUGCUGACCAGAAGGUUGGUUUUGGCUAAUAACAGCAUCGUCUACAUAACACAUUUAGAACUGAGCUAUCUAAAUGAACUGGUCUAUCUGGACUUCAGCCACAAUCGGUUACUUAUGGGCACGAAUUUCACAUUUCCUCUUUUACCGGAGUUGACAUCCCUGGAUCUUAGUUACAACCACAUCUCCCAAAUAACUGGUGAAACUUUCUCAAAGCUGGAACAUCUGUUGCUGCUGAAUCUCUCAGGUAACCGAUAUUUGCACAAGUUGGAUGACAACACUUUCCGGCACAACCCUCUGCUGAGAUACCUGGAUAUAAGUGGCUGUAACUUCAGUUACAUUUCUCGAGAAGUGUUUAAGAGAUUAAAGAACUUUCAUUCUUUAGAUAUAAGUGCUAAUCCCUUCGACUGUAACUGCCAUGUCUUGGAAUUUAUGGAAUGGAUGAAGAAUAAGAUGGACGACAAGGAACUUGUUUUCCCACACAUCGAGGAGACUACUUGUAAGAAACCACUCAUAUUCUAUGAUAUGGAAACCCUUUCCAUACUAAAAAGGCUCAUUGUUACAUGCCGUAAGAGCAUCAGAUCAAGAAAUAUUCUAGUUGCAUCUGGACUUGGUAUCUUUUCCUUUGCUUGUGGAAUUCUUACAGCGUCAAUGGUUGGGAUGGCCACAGUGGUAUAUCACUACCCUUUAUUGAAGAUAGACGAUGACUCAGAUGACGAUAUGUUCUGGGACUGAUUCAGAGCUGCUCUUGGAACUGUCAACAUUGAUUGUAGAAGGACCAUCAUCUUUUGUUUCAUUGCAACAUCCUUUAAAUGCAGUUUUGCCUUCUUUCAA